Messenger RNA from Parastagonospora nodorum SN15, 213 nucleotides. RefSeq lists its product as hypothetical. NCBI's taxonomy places the organism in Eukaryota, Fungi, Ascomycota, Dothideomycetes, Pleosporales, Phaeosphaeriaceae. The coding region runs from base 1 to 213 and encodes 70 amino acids. The record is from RefSeq and is a predicted model, not a curated record. The transcript has 2 exons.
AUGGGAGAGGCAUUAGCUGCUUCCAGCCCACGGUUCAUGCAAGCACUAGAGGAGGGCGUGAACGGCAGGGCUUCCGCAGAUAAUUUCUCCGUACGCGAGCGCAUGUUUACUUCACCAUCGCACCAGCGCACCAGCGCACCAGCGCACCAGCGCACCAUGGUUCCUGGGCCCGGUGCCGGUGCUGCAGGACUGCAAACAGCGCCUAGAGCCUAG